This is a messenger RNA of Acipenser ruthenus (sterlet), 1744 nucleotides long. Its product is annotated as dolichyl-phosphate beta-glucosyltransferase-like. The coding region runs from base 237 to 1211 and encodes 324 amino acids. Gene Ontology annotation, cellular component: endoplasmic reticulum membrane. The transcript is spliced from 10 exons. The record is from RefSeq and is a predicted model, not a curated record. Lineage: Eukaryota; Metazoa; Chordata; Actinopteri; Acipenseriformes; Acipenseridae.
CGUUCUAUUGCAGAGGUCUUUGGUGCUGUUCUGCUGUGCAGAGUGAAAACACUUCCGCAUAGGUGUAUUUAUUGAAGUGCAGCUUGUACAAAAUGAGAACGUGAAUUUAAGUUCCUGUUCCAAACUCUCAGGUGCAAUAGCGCUGGAGCUCACGUUAGUUGUACAUAGUUUAGAUACAUAUUGACUGCAUAUAUAGUGGAGUUUUUAGAAACAGGUACUCGCACACGUAAUGGAUAAUGGAUUGUGGACUGUGUGAGAUCAUUCAAACUUUGGCUGCCUUAGCGAUUGUAGUUAUAGUUUUGGUUAUAAUAAUUGCACAUGCAAGUGCAUCUAAAAUGGUUCAUUUACAAUGUCAUGAGAAAGAGAGAGGUUUCCUAAACGCAGAAGGCAAAAGAGAACCCUUUUCCAGCAUCCACAACCCGCCAACCAAGGAGCUCUCUGUGGUAGUCCCGUCAUAUAAUGAAGAGCUAAGAUUACCUGUCAUGAUGGACGAGGCUCUUGAAUAUUUGGAAAACAGACAGAAGCAGCAAUCUUAUUUUACCUAUGAGGUAAUUGUUGUUGACGAUGGCAGCAAAGACAAAACCACAGAGGUUGCAUUGAAAUAUACAAAGAAGUACGGUGCUGAUAAAGUGAGAGUGUUGACACAAGUGAAUAAUCGGGGCAAAGGUGGUGCUGUAAAGAUGGGUACCCAAAGGUGUCGAGGGAAGCUCAUCCUCAUGGCAGAUGCCGAUGGUGCCACAAAGUUUGCAGACAUUGAGAAGAUGGAGUCUGGCCUUAAAGAUCUUCAGCCAAAGCCGGAGAACAUGGCUAUUGCUUGUGGGUCUCGAGCUCAUUUAGAGAAAGAGUCUGUAGCUACGCGUUCUGGGUUCCGAACGAUUCUGAUGUAUGGGUUCCACUUUCUGGUGUGGUUCUUCUGUGUGAGGGGAAUCAAAGACACACAGUGUGGCUUCAAACUUUUUACCAGAGAGGCAGCCUUAAGGACCUUUUCUAGUUUGCAUGUUGAGCGUUGGGCAUUUGAUGUGGAACUUCUGUACAUAGCUCAGUGCUUGAACAUACCUAUAGCAGAAGUCGCUGUUAAUUGGACAGAAAUUGAAGGUUCUAAGUUGGUUCCUUUUUGGAGCUGGCUGCAGAUGGGCAGGGACCUGCUUUUUAUCAGACUAAGAUAUCUCACUGGUGCCUGGAAACUGGAGUCCCCAAGAAAAGUUGACUAGAAGCACUACAUAUAUCUUAACAAUUAUAUAGUGUAUGUAAACCAUUUGUUGGUUUAUAUACAUCCAAUUAUGCUGUUCUCAAUAAGAAAACACACACCUUUUUAUACUGUGUCAAAGAACUAUAUCAAUAAAUAUUUAAAAUAAUACUGUAUCAAGGGAACAUAAUUUGUAAUUUUAAGGUUUUGUUUGUGUGUAUCUAAAUUGCCAUUUUAGAUUAGGUGUUGUUUUUUAAAUGGUUUAAGUGGUAUCAUUUUUUUUUUCUUCUUGUCGACUGAAAUAGAGCUGGACAACUUGAACCAAAUAAAAUAUCUGAAGGAGUCUAUGAGUGGUUUUAAUAGUCUAUUCUUCAUGAAGAAAACUGAAAGGAGAAAAAAAAAGUAUUCCUUGGAAAAUAAUGUGUGUAAUCUGGAUCAAAAGACACCAUGUAUUCAUAGUUUUCAUCCAAGGAAUCAAGACAAAAAUACACCUGUUUAAUCUGUUUAUCAUUGUAUUUCUUUACCCAGUAACAGUAUAAUAAAUAUAGUGAUGUUUAA